This is a messenger RNA of Drosophila obscura, 1095 nucleotides long. RefSeq names its product transcription factor HES-2. The coding region runs from base 583 to 1026 and encodes 147 amino acids. The record is from RefSeq and is a predicted model, not a curated record. NCBI's taxonomy places the organism in Eukaryota, Metazoa, Arthropoda, Insecta, Diptera, Drosophilidae. Gene Ontology annotation, cellular component: nucleus. The transcript has 2 exons. Gene Ontology annotation, molecular function: RNA polymerase II cis-regulatory region sequence-specific DNA binding; protein dimerization activity; DNA-binding transcription factor activity, RNA polymerase II-specific. Gene Ontology annotation, biological process: anterior/posterior pattern specification; regulation of neurogenesis; regulation of transcription by RNA polymerase II.
GGACAGAGCACCUACAUAUGUCUCUGCCAGGCCCCAGUCCCCAGUCCCCAGUCCGCAGUCCGCUAUUGAAUAUCUAUAGAAUAUCUCCAGUUUAAUAAACAAAACUUCCUGGCAUCGACAGUUUGUACACCCUUAAAUAAGGUAGUCUUCUCUUUUGCUGAAUCUUUGCCAAGACCUAUGUACAUUUGCUUAUUAUUCGCCUAUUUGAACAGUGUGUAUAAUGAUAGUCUCAAAAUAGAGUAUAAGAUACAGAUACGGACUAUAGUCAUACAGCUGACAUUGGGUAUUAUCUGCAAGGGUAUUAAACACUCCGGCCUACGAGGCUAGCCUUAUUUGCUUGUUAUUUUUGUCAAUGGAGAAUGCAGGCUCGUCGCUGUCAGCGUUAACGCUGCUGUUGCCGUCAGAGUGGCCACCAGAAAUUGGAGCUGACUUGAGCGAAAAGCGCCGCGCUCUCGGUUUCUGCCACUGCCACUGCCACUGGCAGUGGCCAGUGCUGUUGCUGCCGAGGCGAACUGCCAGUCAGUCGGUGCAAAAACGGCGUGCAAUUCGGAGUCCGAAACAGGGGAACCCCUUGCGAAGUCAAUGUAUGGUCCAAGCGAGAUGAAGCUCAACCAGAUACCCAGAGGUGGCUACGGAGAGCAGGGCCUGUCACGCUCCACCGAGUACCGCAAGGUGAUGAAGCCGCUGAUGGAGCGCAAGCGUCGUGCACGCAUUAACCACUGCUUGGACGAGCUGAAGAUUAUCAUCUCGGAUCUGACUCACAUGGAGGCCAAGGGGCUGAACAAGUUGGAGAAGGCCGACAUCCUGGAGCUGGCGGUGCACCUAUUGCAGGAGCAGCGCGCCCAUGCCUCAUCGCAGCGACUGGAGGCGUCGUACUGGGGCGGCUUCCGACAGUGCGCUAGGCAGGUGUCCAGCUUCCUGCAGCACCACGACAAGACGCUCUGCGACCAGUUCGAUGAGUUCAUGCAGCAGAUCCUGCCGGACAAGCCUGCCCUACCGGAGCCGCCCCUCUGGAGGCCCUGGUAGAACGCACAGAACGCACAAAACAAACUUACAGGAUGAGCUCAGGUCGGGUGGAUGAUAACUGCUCCCCCC